AUGGCGCAGCCCAUUGUUCAGUAUUUGGUGAAAGAUUCCAUUGUGGAGCUGUUGGUGGUGUUCCCCAUUGUUGGGAAGUUGGUUGUGUGCCCCAUUGGAAAGCAGGUGGUUGUGUUCCCCAUUGUUGUACAGAAGGUGGUGUACCCCAUUGUUGACCAAUUGGUGGUGAGCCCCAUUGUUGAGCAGAAGGUGGUGUACCCCAUUGUUGAGCAGAAGGUGGUGUGCCCCACUAUUGACCAGAUGGUGGUGUGCCCCAUUGUUGAAAACCUGAACCCCAUAAACCUCGACCUCCGGAGUUGUUACCUACAGAAGAUGAACUGCUUGAUUGUGGACUCCCAGAUGAUUGAAUCGGGCCCAGGUGUUUUGGCACAUCGUGGUUAUUAA
Molecule: messenger RNA, 384 nt
Organism: Microthlaspi erraticum
Lineage: Eukaryota; Viridiplantae; Streptophyta; Magnoliopsida; Brassicales; Brassicaceae
Source: the annotation of a GenBank genome assembly